Lodderomyces jiufengensis is the source of this 1545-nucleotide messenger RNA. RefSeq lists its product as uncharacterized. The transcript has a single exon. Gene Ontology annotation, molecular function: ammonium channel activity. Gene Ontology annotation, cellular component: plasma membrane. Gene Ontology annotation, biological process: ammonium transmembrane transport. The coding region runs from base 1 to 1545 and encodes 514 amino acids. Lineage: Eukaryota; Fungi; Ascomycota; Pichiomycetes; Serinales; Debaryomycetaceae. The record is from RefSeq and is a predicted model, not a curated record.
AUGCCAUUUGAUGAUAGAGAUGCAGUUGGCUAUAGAACGAGUAUCAACUCGUUAUAUAUGCUAUUUUGUACAUCCUUACUACCACUAGUUGUAAUAGGAAUUGCGUUUUUUUAUUCAGGAUUAACUCAAAGAAGAUCAGCUUUAACUAUGUUUGCAUUGCCUUUAAUAAUUACACCAAUGAUUGUUUUGGAUUGGUAUAUUUGGGGCUAUUCUCUUUGUUAUUCAGCUACUGAUAAUGGGUAUAUUGGAAAUUUAAGUUAUGCAGUAUUGCGACAAAUUAAAGGGACCAUGAAACAAGAAUUUACAAAUAAAAGAGGUAACGUAUUGGUCAUCAAUCAUUUUUUAUUUAAUAUGUUUUUCAAAAUUAUUUGUGCUGCAUUAACUUUUCCUGGAUGUAUUGCAGAAAGAGGUAGAAUUUUGCCCAUGUUACUAUUUUUAUUCAUUUGGUCAAUUAUUAUUUACAAUCCAGUAACUUAUUGGUUUUGGAGUGAUAAUGGUUGGUUAAAUAAGAUGGACGUUUUGGAUUUUGCAGGUGGGAAUUGUGUUCAUAUUGUAUCUGGUUUUACUGCAUUAGCUUAUUCAUACAUUUUGGGAAUAAGGAAUCCUAAAAUUUUGUAUAAUUAUCGUCAUGCAAAUACGGGACAUAUCAUGAUAGGUACAUUUUUAGUAUUUUGUGGUUGGUGUGGAUUCGUAGCUGGUUGUGAUUUUAAAUUUUCAUUCAAUUCAUUAUUUAUUAUUUUCAGUACUAUUUUAGCUGCAAGUACUAGUGCUAUUAUAUGGACUGCAAUUGAUUAUAUUAUUUGUGGUAAAAAAUUUUCAAUGAUUUCUUUUUCUUCUGGAAUCAUGACAGGUUUAGUUGUUUUCACACCAGGUGGUGGAUAUAUUACAUCUGAUGAUGAAUUUUGGAAACCUAUUGUAUUUGGAGUUGUUGGUGCUAUAUUGUGUAAUUUAGCAACAAGAUUAAAAUAUUAUUUCGGCAUUGAUGAUGCUUUGGACAUUUUCGCGAUUCAUGGAGUUGCUGGUAUAGUUGGAUCACUAUUAACUGGAAUAUUUGCUAAUAAAUUAUAUGGUUCAAAAGGUGGUUGGGUUGAAGGACAUUGGAAACAAUUUGGGUUUCAAUUGUUGGGGAUUGUUGUAACGAGUGCAUAUGUUUUUGUUUUGACUUGCUUCCUUCUAUACAUCAUUGAUUUGAUACCUGGAUGUCAUUUAAGAAUUGAUAAAAAUUUCAAUAGGCGAGAGAGGGAGAAAAGAAAAGCAAGAAGAUUGAGCGAGGUAGUUGAAACACAACAACAUGAAAAAAUUUCUGAUUCACUGGGUGAAGAAGAAAGUUUAGACCAUUGGGAACAAAUGGAAUUAAUGGGAAUGGAUAAUUACGAAUUUAAUGGAGAAUAUAUGACUGACUAUAUUGAAUUUAUAAAAGUUAUACUGCCAGAAGAUUACGAAGAAUCUAUACUUAAAGAAGAAGUGAUUUUACCACCAAUUGAAAACCAUUCUGGUAAUAGUUUUCAAACGCAUCAAGAUGGAAAUCUAACUAAACGAGAAUAG